CAGGAACUGAAUAUUACACAGCACCGGUUCAGGUCGAAACGUCCAUGGAUUUAAUGUAAAUUAACGAAAGACUUUAGAUAUGCUUUGGAUUUAACCGCUGAACCUCUAUAUUUGUUUUCAUUUGAUGACUUUGUUUUGACGAUUAAGCAGCUAAAGCAAUCAUUGAAGGCUGUAAAGUCAUGGCUUCCAUCAGCGUUUUUUCUGAUAAAAACUUUACAUGUUCCAUAUGUCUGGACGUGUUCACUGACCCUGUAACUACUUCCUGUGGACACAACUUCUGUAUGACCUGCAUCAGACGCCACAGAGACAGCAGUCUAUGCUCAAGGUGCCCACUGUGUGGGAUAGCAUUGGACUCAAAACAAGAUUAUAAGAUAAAUAGAACGAUUAGAGACAUCGCAGAGGGCAUCAAAAGAAAAAGGAUAGAAGAGAAUCCUGAAGUGUCCUGUGAUAGUUGCCCAAAGAAGAAAAUUGCUGUUAAGUCAUGCUUACACUGUGGAACUUCUUUCUGCAAGACUCACUUGGAGCCCCAUGAAACUGCAGAAAAACUCAAGAAACACAAACUAAUUAACCCUGUGAAGAAUCUUGAUGAAUACAUUUGCAAGAAUCAUGAAAGACCUCUGGAACUUUACUGUAGAGAUGAUCAGACAACCAUCUGUCAAUUCUGCACAGAGAGUGACCACAAGAAUCAUAAUACAGCCCCUCUGGAGGAGGAGAGUUUGAAAUUGCUGAUGAAUCAAAAGACAGCAGUGCAGCAGAAAAUUCAGGACAAGUUGCGGAAAAUUAAAAAAAUUAGACAUUCUACAAGGUUUAACAAACAAGCCAAAGAGAAGGAGAUCGAAGAGAACAUCAAGUUUUUCAAGGACAUCUUUGAGAGAAGCAAUUCGGAGCUACUUGAGCUCACGGAGGAAAAGCAUAAAGAAACAGAAAGACGAGGCGAGGAGCUCAUCAGAGAGCUAAAUGAAGAGAUCGAGGUGCUAAAGAGAAGACAAACUGAACUGGAGCAGCUCUCAAAUCCUAUUGAAUUCACACAAAUUAUUAACCUCCUGCGCAACCCCAUAUGUACUAAGCGCUCAAAAAACAUCAGCAGCAGCGCACAUGGACAUGGGGGUAUUCUGAGGAAGACAAUAUCAUGGCUUCAGAGUGUCUUGGAUGAGAAAAUGAGAGAAACUGUUGGCAGAGAGCUGCGGAGUAUACAACGUUAUGCAGUGGAUGUGACACUUGACCCUGACACAGCUUAUCCUGAACUCAUUUUGUCUGACAAUGGAAAAGAAGUCAGAAAUACAGGCAAAUCACAGCAGAUUCCUGACACUCCAAAAAGGUUUAACCAUUGCUCGUGUGUCUUAGGAAAGGAAGGGUUCUCCUCACAGAAGUUUUACUAUGAGGUUCAAGUCAGUAGGAAGACAGAGUGGGAUUUAGGUGUGGCAAAAGAAUCCAUAGACAGAAAAGGGGAAAUUGGGCUCAACCCUGAAAAUGGAUAUUGGACUAUAUGGCUGAGGAACAGGGAUGAGUACGCAGCGAACGAUUGCUCCCCUGUCCCUCUCACCUUGAAAGAGAAGCCAGUGAAAGUGGGAGUUUUUGUGGAUUUUGAGGAGGGUCUGGUCUCUUUUUAUGAUGUUGAAGCCAGGUAUCAUAUAUAUUCUUUCACUGGACAGUCUUUUCCUGAAAAGCUCUAUCCAUAUUUCAGUCCUGGAGAAUACGAGGAAGGACAGAACUUGCAUCCUCUGAUCAUUACACCUGUUGACUCAACCGAAUAAAUCAACUUUCAAAGGCAAUAAUAAAAUGAAUUGUUAUAAAUCUUUGUAUAUAAACCUCUGUAUGUAACACCUUCGGACUAAAUGAUGUUCAAUGCAAAUAUGACCAUUUCAUGUUUCUUUUUCAAAAAAAAAAAAAAAAUGUUUAAUGUCCAUUUCAAUUUGAAUUCCGUUAUAUCUAAAUGUAACUAGUAAAACCAUAUAUUACAAAUUCAUUACAAAUGUAAUACACUUUUCAUUUAGCAGACACUUUUAUCCAAAGUGACUCACAAAUGAGGAAUGGAAAUAAAAAUGUGGUCAAAACAUAA
This is a messenger RNA of Ctenopharyngodon idella (grass carp), 2059 nucleotides long. Its product is annotated as zinc-binding protein A33-like. The transcript has 7 exons. The record is from RefSeq and is a predicted model, not a curated record. Lineage: Eukaryota; Metazoa; Chordata; Actinopteri; Cypriniformes; Xenocyprididae. Gene Ontology annotation, molecular function: zinc ion binding; protein binding. The coding region runs from base 180 to 1754 and encodes 524 amino acids.